This is a messenger RNA of Fonsecaea erecta, 2208 nucleotides long. RefSeq lists its product as hypothetical. NCBI's taxonomy places the organism in Eukaryota, Fungi, Ascomycota, Eurotiomycetes, Chaetothyriales, Herpotrichiellaceae. Bases 1 to 2208 code for a protein of 735 amino acids. The record is from RefSeq and is a predicted model, not a curated record. The transcript has 5 exons.
AUGAGUCAUGGCAAAGCCGGGGCAAGAGAGCACGCGGCGGCUGCACAGCCUGACCAUGCACCCAGCGACAGGAACCUCUUCACGUUGCACUCUCGACAUUUUCGCGCAAGUACAGCGUGUUGGAAUUUACUUCUGAUCGAGCCACUCCUUCAAAGCGCCAAACAGAAGCAUUCUCAGGAAGUCGGAAAUCAUGCAGACAUCAUCCAGAGCUUUGGUAACACCAUGGUCCGCGACGACAAGACCUAUCCUUCUAAAAACGAAGUGGGUUUCGCUGCAUGGCUCGCUCAACCAGAGACGCAAGGUGGUCUGGUAAUUGCACUGUUGCAACCAGCUAAGACACAGAUCUACACUGAAGACUUUCAGUGGGUUAAGGACGAAAGUCCUACGCUAGCUUAUCUUCAGGAGUCGCUGGCAUUUGUAAACGGCCCGGGAAGUCUCGCGUCCACAAGCGUCUUCGAUGCUUUCCCGUUCAUCACCGAGACAAUAUCUUCGGAAGCAUUGUCGAAAGAAGCGACGGAUGCCUAUAACACAUUCGUUACCAUGCUGGUGGCCAAAAAGCCAGAGGUCGUUUUUGCCUGUUGGCGAGUUAAAGACCAGAACCUCUCCUUCUCCGGCAAAGGGCUUGGUCGGGUCAAUCAAGUAGAGAGGUUGACACUCUCCAAUGGGCAUGUCGUCCACGUCGUGAACGGAUUCCAUCCCAGCUAUAUGGCCAACUUCUAUCCAAAUGAAAGCUGCUUCCGGAGGCUAUUUUCUAUGGAGUUGUGCAAGGCUUUUUGUGAGCUUAACGCAACUUGGCAAGAAGAUGAAUGGAUGGAUGUCCUUCGAUGGAGAUGCCGAGAACGAACCCGCCAAUUAAUGGAAGAGAGGGCCAGUGCUAGCGAACAGCUUAAUAGAGAAUGUGGCCGCGUCCUUCGAAGAUCACGGAAAGGCGAUGCUGCUAGAACACACAUUGCAUACGCUAAAUCAUUUGACAAUGGCCUGCGGCGUCUCAAACAGACCUUUGACCAUAUGAUUUCCCCAACCUAUAAAUCUCAGAGCUCGUGGGAUCUUUACAUCUUUUUCGUCUCCCACGAGCAUACAUCAGAAGGGAUCUGUGACGCUCUACUGGCUGUCUCCGAGGCUAUGAAACGGUUCAAGCCUGGUUCUUCCAUGCCAGACGCUUCCCUCGUAGAGCUAAGCAAUCAUAUUGGUCAGCAAACUCUCAAGUUUCUUAAGGAUGAUAUCCCCGAUCUUUUGCAGUUUCCCAGGGGCUUACACAAAAAUCUCUGGAGUUCCCAGUUUGCGACAAGUACAUCUCAAGGGUUGAAGUGGAGCGUGGAAAUGACUACAAUAACAUUUAUCGAGAACCUUACCAAUUCAUUCUCAGAAUCAUCGAGAUUAUGGACAUAUACUCCGGACCUUCUUCACGACGCUUUCAAGGAAAUUGCAAUCAGCUUUGAGGAGUCUUUAGGAAAAGAGUACACCAAUCGUCAACAAACCGGGAACUCAACCGGCAGUAUGGAAGCCCAACCCUCCAAUGCUGCUGGAACUUCCAUCUUCGACGGUUCAGAUGUCGAGAAUUUGUCCUUCACAUCGGAAACAACGAAUAUGCGUGACGAAGUCAGCUAUUGGUUUGGUCAGAAAUACUUCGAGUGUGUCAUCUCGCAGCAAGUCCUUGAAGAUUGCGGUCCCUCCGACAAGCCCUCUGAAGUGGAUUCUCGACUUUUCCAUCACAUGCGAGAUUUCCCGUAUGACACGUGUCUCUCGUCACUCGCUGAGAGUCAUCCAAUGGAGCGGUUGAAUCGUUUCGAGCUGUCAGCAAGGGAUCCCCGCACAAGGCUACUGGUCCUGGUAGGUUGGAUCAUCCACGAAGGGUCAGAGCGCGCGAAGCAUCAGAUGUUGCAAACCGUGAGAUCCUUUUAUCCGGACCAGAAACGCAGGUAUAGAAAGAGGUCGAGAUCGGCAAGCAACAGCCGUGAAGCAGAAUUUCGUGCCACACCUAGCGCUCCGGUAAACCCUGGUCUUUACAGCGCCGCUGUGAAUAAUCACGGCAUGAAGAUUGGGGUCAAACCGUUGUACAGUAUGGAACAGCUAUCAUCGGAUCCUAGUCUCUGGAAGACGAUCUUGUCUUUCAAGGGCCGUACGUUUGAAGGUACGGCUGCAAGUUCGAAACUGGCGCAGCACGAAGCUGCGAGACAAGCGUGCAGAGUUUUCAAGCUGCAAGUGUGA